This is a messenger RNA of Prunus dulcis (almond), 914 nucleotides long. RefSeq lists its product as uncharacterized. The transcript has 4 exons. The record is from RefSeq and is a predicted model, not a curated record. NCBI's taxonomy places the organism in Eukaryota, Viridiplantae, Streptophyta, Magnoliopsida, Rosales, Rosaceae. Bases 36 to 914 code for a protein of 292 amino acids.
GGUUAUGAGUCAGGUUUUUGAAAACUUUGAGGUUGAUGUGCAACUUCUCCGGCCAACAGAUAUUGAGAAGCAACAACCUUACUGGAGUUGGGGUGAUGAUGACAACGAAGAACCAAUGGUUGAAUUAUUUGGGGAUGAGGCCGAAAGAAAAAACCGGCACUUCUAGUGAAGAAAAAGACGCGGAUGUUGAGGAAACAGCCACCCUUCCCUCCUCUUCUAAGGCCAAAGGGUCUGUUAAUGACGUUCGCAGUUUGAAGCAUCAAUUACGCAGCACUAAGGAUCAGUUGGCUAAGCUACGUAGUUCAAAUCGGGGGCUUAGGAACAGAGUUCGUGACUUGGAAGCUAUUGUACAGAAGAACUGUUUGAAGCAUGAGAACGAGUGUGACAGAAAUAAAAAGGCUAUUCGGGAUUUGACCCUAAAAAUUGCUGAAGUCGAACAUUAUUUGAAGUUGGAGAUGGAGGAGUUAAAAAAAAAUUAUGGUGGAGAAGCCCAUGAGGAAGUCUGUACUGCCCAGAUGAAUGACGGAGGGCAGAAUGAUUUGUCACCCGUAAAUGAACCUACUAGUCCGACUACAGCAGCACCUAAAAUGGACACUCAAGUUCCAGCUGAUGGAGUAGAACCCUUCCCAGGCAUGCAUACAGAACGGGGUGAAAUGGAAGCACCAGUCUGUGGUGAUGGAGUGGAACACUUUCCAGCCUCAGAUCAACAAGGGGCUCCAAGGGAACCAGAAGUCCCUGCUGAUAGAGAGGAACCCUUCCCAGCCAUGGAAGUCAUAGACACUGAAAUUGAAACUUCAGUUCCUGAGAGGCAAGUGGACCAACAACCUCACAAGGUUCCUACCGCUGAAGAUGUGAAGCUUCCUAGUGUUGAAGAUGCCCUCCUUCCUACUCUGGAAGAUGGGAAUGGGGGAUGA